Molecule: messenger RNA, 1233 nt
Organism: Linum tenue
Lineage: Eukaryota; Viridiplantae; Streptophyta; Magnoliopsida; Malpighiales; Linaceae
Source: the annotation of a GenBank genome assembly
AUGGGAGGCUAUAUAUUGAAGGUAUGCCUUGCGGCUCAGAACCAAGUCGUCGCUAAAACCAAACACCUAUAUGGCGACGAAAUUUGGGGCAUCGUCAGCCUUUGUUCUUUAUUUCUUUUUCUUGACGCCUGCUAUAUCUUCGUACUUGGCGGCACCUCAGCUGAUAAUGGGAACAACAAUUGCUUGAACACCACGGCGAAGUAUAAUGUGCCUUUCAACGGGAUCGAUUACCGUAAUUCUACGCCCACCGGCAGGGCUAGCAAUGGCUUGAUUUUGCCUGACUAUGUUGGUGCGCACGUUUCUCUCUGUCUUGUUAUUUUUCUGUCAGCUGCAUUUUUAUUACUUGGUGAAUUUUCCUAUGUUAUAUUACCAGCGAGGAGGCUGAAUCGCACCGAAAGCCCUCGGCCGAUCAUCUGCCUUAUCCGAAGCUCCGACGAAUACAAACGGGCUAUACUGACCGAGGGCGGCACUUUGGCUUCGGCAAGCUCCGGAAUUUUUGACACAACCGGCCGCCCGCGGUUUGGCGAAGUUAUACAGGUACUGCCAUUACGCACGCAGGUGAAGUUCUUCGGGGAGGUGUACGAGGACUUGAUUGAUUUACAGGGCCGACAAGCCGCCGCCAGUUUGAUACGCCGCUCCCUCUUUAUAGUGUCCACCGGAAGCUCUGACAUCGCCGACCAACUGGAUCGGCACCCCAUCUCCGACAGCUUCUUUAUCACCGCUGUGAUAGCCCAAUAUGUUGGUCUGUUACGGAGUCUAUAUGCAUAUGAAGCAAGGAAGUUCGCCAUUGUGGCACCUCUGCUGAUUGGAUGCAACCCAUCUUCCCGUGCCGAGAACGCAACCGGUGGUGGCCGGUGCAACCAGAGAGGAACUUCGUUGACGCUCGACUUCGUGGAGAGCCUCGCCACCGCGCUGAGACGGCUGCGCGUGUUGUAUCCCGAUUUCCAGUACUCCAUCUGUAACGCUCCCAACUUCUUGCUGGAUGUCAACGCAAAUCCUGGGAGUUUCCCGGCAUGUGGUAUAAGUGAGGUGAGAGAUGCGUGCUGUGGGAACGGAACCAUGCCCUGCCGGCCAACUUCAACCCUGUGCGGCAACCGCGAGCAGUACCUGUAUUGGAACCAGUACCAGCUCACUCAGGAGGGCUCCAGGAUCCUUACUGCAGCUUGUUUCAGCAGCAACCUCAGAUACGCCGCUCCUAUCAACUUCUACCAGCUUGCUCGUACUACUACCUGA